AUGGCGCUCCCUUCCUUCCUCGGCGCAACGGCCACCUCGCAGCCCUUGCCCAUGCAGCUCGACCUCGACGACCCCGAACGCGCCAUCUCCCAACUCAAGGCCAUCCGCAACGCCGUCAUCGGCUCGCGCACCAAAAAGUCCAGCCUCGUCCAUACGCGCGUCAUCCAGCAGCUCGUCGAGCUGCUCCACGUCGACCUCGGCGCCACUCCUCAUGCAUUCGACCUCGUCAGCCUCGCGGCGACCAUCGUCGCUUCGCUCGCCAACACGCCAGCACAUUCCACCAUGCUCCAGCUCAUGCGAUCCGGCACACACGACGCGCUGCUCGCCUGCCUCACCAAUCUUACCCACGACUUGAACCGCUCGGGACGCCACAUUCUCGACCCGGUCACUGGCUCGUUUGACACACUUCGGCUCCUCGAGUCGGUCCUGAGGGCGUUGAGAUCCAUCCUCCUGUCCGUCGCUGACCAGCUGUCUCCGAGUCCUCGCUGGGGAAUCGGCUCCAGCUGGGGCACCAAGCCUGCGGCGGCAGGCGUAGCCAUAUCCAACCCAGGCGCUUAUGCCGCAACCUCCAAAAUUUUUGGCAAGAGCAGCCGCGACUCGCUUCCUGCAUCGCCGGUCCCCAUCCAGGACGUCCUCAUGAACAGCGCCAGCAACGACAAUCUGCGCGACAAACUCAGACACGACCAGGUGGAGUCGGAAGCUCAACAGCAGCGCGAGCUUCGCCGUCUCGCCAGAAUCUUCCUGGCUCGAGUCUACGACCCUGCCAAUCUUGCGUUGCUGCUCGGGCCUCUCUUCAUGUGCCAACUACCGCAGGAGCAGACAUCUGCAAUGCGUCCACCCUCCUCAGCAACCUCACAUGCAGCGUCGCCGAUGAGGUCGGGCGCGAGCUCCUCCGCUACUCCCAUCGACGAUGGCGCCCAAGCCUCGGGUGUGGAUGGUCCGCAGGCCGUCGUCGAUGUCGAGCGCCUACCCAUGACCGUCAAGACCAAGAUCCUCAGCAUCGUCGAAAUGAUCUGCGCAAUCCUCUCCGGCACCUUGUUCAUCCCGGGCUAUGCACCAGACGCACCCGCCGUCAGUUCCACAUCGGUUGCAGUUCAGAUCUCGCAGCGUCGCGAGAGGAUCCUCGACUUUAGCGCCGUCGAAAGCCCCUUUGCUCCCGAUUUCAAGCUCGGACAAGGAGCCCGGGGUCGCAGCGAAGCAGUCCCCGCGAGCCAUUCUUCCUCGCAGCUGCAAGCCGAGGUCAUCCGCAAAGGCUCGCGCUCUCGAUCGCGCAUGAAGGAUGUCGAGCACGCAGGCACCUUCGACACGCCACCCCUGCCGCCGUGGACCGAGGACGAAGUCGAGCAGCUCCGCGCACCCUCCGAUCUCGCCUCAACUGGCCCACCCACCCUUCUCACGGUCCUGCUCGCCGCUGCUGAAUCUGGCUUCGUGAAAGCACAAGAGGCUGCCCUGCACUGCCUGGUGGAGCUGACGCGCGAUGAGCCCGAGGCUUCUGCGCGUCUAUUCAAGUGCCUUUCGCCAUCCGGCCUGCUCCCGACGUCGGUGCUGCUCAACUUCCGCCACACGAGCAGCGCUAACGUCCGGCUCGCCGCCUUUUGCUGCCUCGCCAACAUCAUCAAGGUCCACCCCUUCAGCGCCAAGACCAACCAGUGCGUGCUGGAGGUGCUGAUGGAACUGCUCGACCGCUCGCCUUCGGCCGCGCCAGCCGCUACCACCAGUGCGUCCGCAUCCCAGUAUCAAGGCUCCAGCCACGUCGAGAUCCAGAUCCAGGCUGCUUUCGCCAUUGCCCGCCUGGUGGCUGACAAUGUCACGCUGCAGAACCUCGCGACCGAGAGUUACGACGCGCUGUCGAAGCUCGCGCUCUUGCUCGACCACGCGUGCACGCGCAGCCAGCCGUCUGGCCCUGCAGCCAAGAUGGAUCGCUCGAACACGGCGGCGGCCGCGAUCCUGGGCAGCAUUGCGGGGACCAAGCCGAGGGCGGACAACACAAUCGGUGUAGCGCCGCCGACGGUGGAUGAGUCGGCGAUCCGACUGCGCGAGGCGUGCCUCACGGCGCUGGCCGCACUCACUUUCCAGCACGACGAGCCGCGGCGCAAGCUGAUCGACUCGGUGCAGCCGCCCGUGCUGGCCAUGGUGGUGUCGAGCAUCAGCUUCCCGGCGCUCGGUGUGCGUGUGUCGGCGUGCCGCCUGACGCGCGCGCUCUCGCGCAGCCUCUCGAUCCUGCGCACAUCGAUCGUCGAUGCAGGUGUGGCGCCCAAGCUUGUUGCGCUGCUGCGGGAUGCGGACGAGGAAGAGGUGGUGCGCGUCGAGGCGACGGCAGCGAUCUGCAACCUGGUGCUCGACUUUAGCCCCAUGAAGAAGCUCAUCCAGGAGCUCGGGGGUGUGGACAGCCUGGUCGAACUGGCGCAUGGUGGGUCGCGGCCUCGCGCAGACGAGGGUGAGGAUCAGUACUACGCGCUGUCGGCUGCAGCCACGAUGCACACGAGCAGUGUGCCGGGUGCGGGCAAGGAGCAUGCGGUUCGCGCUGUGCGUGCCGGGCUAUCUGGUUCGCAGCAGCUAAGGCUGCACGCACUGUGGGCGCUCAAGAAUCUGCUGUCGCACUCGGACACGGCGCUCAAGGUGGACGUGAUGGAAAAGCUCGACUUCAAGUUUGUGGCCGCGUUGUGCGAGGACGCCGAGGUGGAGAUGGUGUUCAAGGAGCAGGCGCUCAACAUCCUGCGCAACGCCGCGGCGUCCAAGGAGUCCGACGUGACUUUCAUGGUGGAUGGCAUGGGCGGCGGCGCACGUCUCAUGGCGACGCUCGAAAAGUGCAUCUGGGAAGGCCGCAGUGCGGGCGAGCCCGGCGCUGCCGUGAUCGAACAGGCCGCCUUCGUGCUCGUCAACGUAGCCACGGGAACCGAACAGCACAGGAAGCUGCUGCUGAGAAGACCCAACAUCAUGGACGCACUGGCGUUCUUCUGCAACCAUCCGUGGAAGGAUAUUCGCGUCGCAGCCGCGAGGUGCAUCGGCAAUCUGCUCUCCAGGCCCAAGUCGAGCGCGGAGCCGCCGACGCAGCUCGAGGCCGACGCGGCGUAUCCCGACCUGCACUCCGAGGCAAAAGCAAGACUGACUACGUUCGGGCUCGAUGUCAAAGUCGCCGAACUAGCUCAGUCGGACGCAGAGCUCGACGUGCGCGAGCGCGCAAAGUCGGCGCUCAACAAGUUGAAUGCCGACGCCAAGACAUGA
Moesziomyces antarcticus is the source of this 3225-nucleotide messenger RNA. Its product is annotated as armadillo repeat-containing protein. Gene Ontology annotation, molecular function: protein binding. Gene Ontology annotation, biological process: proteasome-mediated ubiquitin-dependent protein catabolic process. The transcript has a single exon. The record is from RefSeq and is a predicted model, not a curated record. NCBI's taxonomy places the organism in Eukaryota, Fungi, Basidiomycota, Ustilaginomycetes, Ustilaginales, Ustilaginaceae. Gene Ontology annotation, cellular component: GID complex. The coding region runs from base 1 to 3225 and encodes 1074 amino acids.